AUGAUUCAGCCGUCGGUUCGCCACAUAAUCCACGCCGACCUCGACGCCUUUUACGCCGCGGUUGAACAGCUUGAUAAUCCAGAACUGCGGGGCAAACCGGUGCUGGUGGGCGGAAGUCCGGACGGGCGCGGCGUCGUUGCCACCGCCUCAUACGAGGCCCGCAAGUUUGGUGUCCACUCGGCAAUGCCCAUGGCCACCGCGGUGCGCCAUUGCCCAGACGGCAUCAUCGUGCGACCCCGGUUCGACCGAUACCGAGAAUUGUCGGCGCAAGUCAUGGGGGUAUUCCGCUCCGUAACCGACACCAUCGAGCCGCAAUCCCUGGAUGAAGCCUAUCUGGACAUCACCGUCGCUGCCGAUGACCGCUCACCAAUCGCCGUUGCCAUAGACAUCAAAGCCAGGGUGGCCGCCGAAACCGGCCUGACCGUAUCGGUGGGCCUGGCCACCGGGAAAUGCGUCGCCAAAAUCGCGUCCGACUUGCAAAAGCCAGACGGCCUGGUGGUGGUUCCCGACGGUGAGGAAGCCGAAUUUCUGGCCCCGCUCGCGGUCGGUAAACUAGCGGGUAUCGGCCCGAAAUCUGCCGCGCGGCUGCUAGCCGACGGAGUGCACACGAUCGGCGACCUGGCCGGGAUGCCCGAACCCUGGUUCACACGCCGGUUCGGCAAGCGUGGCGCCAGCAUUCGCGACCACGCCCGCGGCAUCGAUCACAGUCCGGUGCAGACGGUGCGGGAAACCAAAUCGAUGAGCAGCGAAACGACCUUUCCGGAAGACAUCGGCUCUGCCGAAGAACUGCGUCCAGUCAUUGACCGUCUUUCGAGCAGCGUCGCCAGUGCGUUGAUGCGAAAAUCCCUGACCGGACGCACCGUUACGGUAAAGAUGCGUCUGUCCGAUUUCACCACGUUUACGCGCCAAAUGACCCUGCCCGCUUCCAUCAACGACGAUUCGACGAUUGGCGCCACUGCGUGGACGUUGCUGGAACGGGAACUGGCACCGGAGCGAACGUUCCGCUUGCUGGGCGUCGGCGUUUCCGGAUUCGUACCGGCGGAACCGGAAGGCAACGAUAAGCCCAACAGACGGCGAGCGGCGCACCGGGCUUCCGCAGGUGCUCGCGCAACUUCCUAUCAACUAGCCCUGCCCGUCAACUAG
Geodia barretti is the source of this 1143-nucleotide messenger RNA. NCBI's taxonomy places the organism in Eukaryota, Metazoa, Porifera, Demospongiae, Tetractinellida, Geodiidae. The record is from the annotation of a GenBank genome assembly.